This is a messenger RNA of Haliotis rufescens (red abalone), 2175 nucleotides long. Its product is annotated as carbohydrate-responsive element-binding protein-like. The transcript is spliced from 7 exons. The record is from RefSeq and is a predicted model, not a curated record. Gene Ontology annotation, molecular function: protein dimerization activity; RNA polymerase II cis-regulatory region sequence-specific DNA binding; DNA-binding transcription factor activity, RNA polymerase II-specific. Bases 3 to 1088 code for a protein of 361 amino acids. Gene Ontology annotation, biological process: regulation of transcription by RNA polymerase II. Gene Ontology annotation, cellular component: nucleus. NCBI's taxonomy places the organism in Eukaryota, Metazoa, Mollusca, Gastropoda, Lepetellida, Haliotidae.
ACAUGAAAGCGCCUGGUGCUAAAAAUAGAUCACCUCGCGCGAUGCAUUCUGGGACGUGGUAUAAAACGCAACUCUCCCGCCGACACCUUCACAGUCAAUGGUGGACAGUGGUACAGAGAACUUCUUCAAUUGACAAAAGUAGAAAUACAGGAAUGCUUACCGUGGAGCCUGGGAUUUGGGCCUCCAUUUUCAACCAGUCGGAUCUAGAUCUGACAACUUACAUCAAUCCACAGCCUGACUGCGAGAACGCCUUGUUUCCGAAGACUCUGAUCGAUGAACCAUACCAGGACCUCUCGGUCGACGCAGUCGAUGAUCUGCUUCGAUCUCUGGCAGGGGACAGCGCCACGACCCCGCCCCCGAGUGAAAGCGAUGUUCUCUUGCCAGAGGAACCAACGACCUUAAUCCCAACCCCCGUGUUUGAUUCCACCCCUCCAUCCACCCCGAAGCCGCAGGAUGAGCUUGAUAGGGAGGAAAUCCUUGUUCCUCGUCACAAGAGACCCGCCCAUAAACGGGCGGAGGUGAAGCGUCGUGGAAAGAUAAAGACCAACUUAGAUGACCUCCGCGACCUUCUCCCGCCAAUCCACAACCAGCGGAAAAGCGAGUCCCUAAUUUUAUCAAGAGCGACCGACCAUUGUCGCCAGUUGAAGGCCGAGAGAGCUCGUGUCGAGGAGGAGAAGUCGAAACUUCGGGCUGAGAUAGCCGCCUUGACCGCAGAGAUAGACUCGUUCCAGAAGGAUCUCCCAGCGAUGGGCCUGAAGGCUGACGGCGGUGUCGUCAAGACCAAGUCAAUGGAUAACAUGUAUAAAGAAUACGUUGAGGAUCGCACGAGGGGAAACUGGAAAUUCUGGAUCUUCAGCUUCAUGAUGAGACCUUUAUUUGAGACCUACACAACGGGAGUCUCUACCUCAACCUUACAGUCCUUCAUGUCCUCCGUCAGUCAGUGGACGGAGGAUACCCUGGGACUCGCCAAUCUCAGAUCUGUGAUAACGCGCGGUGUUCUGCGUAUCAGCAAGGAAACCAGUAUACUUACAAAACCGGAAACGCUACAACAGGAAGCUGCCCAGUCAACAGAAAGCUCAGUUUCAUAGUAUCGUCUUUCCUCGGGGUACUUCUCGAGAACUGUAAAUACUAUUUUAUGAAUAUGUAAAUGGUUUCGUAAAAGACUUCGAGAGGCAGCAAAUACUCAAGUCGUGUUCUCAUCUCAUCACCCACCAUUCCCACAUAUAGAAUCACAGACCUGCAUUUAACAACCGAGACUUGCCACAAUUGUCGAUGUUUGUCACAUGACGUUAUGUUUUCUGUAUUUUAAGCCCUUGAACAUAUUUAAAAGAAAUUCUCAUCACCUUUCCGGUGAAGCAGUUUAAAUGAUUGAUGUUUUCCUGGGCGAUCAAUGUCUUGUCACCAUGUCUGGUAAAAACAAUCCGGUUUUAGUGUUAUUUCUACGAAUUAAUUGGUUGUCCGGAUUUUAUCUUUUCAUUUCAAAAGGAAGAAUGUUAAGUGAGCUUUCCAUGAGACAUGUUAUUUCUUUUUCAAGGGCCAAACAUUUUGAGGGUAAACUUCCAUUUCAAGUCAAAUUUGCAAAUUCUCAAAUGAAAUCGGUAAAUGUCGAGGUUUGGAGACGUCUUUGAGGCAUGUGUAUGCGCGUAAUAUCAAUAAUAUAUGUUUGUUCAAUUUGAAAUGUAAAUAUUCAUGUCUCGUGGAUUUUCAGAGCAAAAAGGCUGUUUUUCGUCAUUAAUCCCGAGUGAAUAUUCUUUCUAUUUAAGUUUGUUUUUUUUUAAAUAUUUUGUUUUUGUAUUUUGACAGCUUGGACAGUAACCAGUAAAACUUCGCGGUAUUCGUAUAUUUUCAAGGAACAUUUUUAAUAUAGACCUUGUUUACGUAUUUGUUACAUCGACUUCUAUGACAAUAAAGAAUAUUUUUUAUUAAUGUUAUUCCAUUGGAUCCUUAAUGAACUACCUGUACUGUUCUCAAGGAAGUAUCUUGUAUAAUGUGAUGCUAGACAUUCGAAUACUGCUCAGUUUGGAUGGUUUAGCAACAAUGUGUCUGUGUAUAUUUGUCAGCAACGUUGUGACAAGUGACAAGCAUAACUACUGUCAGCUGAUGUACAGUGUUGAUGUGUAUUGCUAGUCCGUUUGUCUGAAUAAAGACAAGUAUUCAAAUAAACAAAAUACUUUU